Molecule: messenger RNA, 561 nt
Organism: Pleurotus ostreatus (oyster mushroom)
Lineage: Eukaryota; Fungi; Basidiomycota; Agaricomycetes; Agaricales; Pleurotaceae
Exons: 2
Coding region: 1-561 (186 amino acids)
Source: RefSeq, a predicted model, not a curated record
AUGUCGCACUACCGAAGCACCCCUAUCUCUCUUCCAUCGAUCCCUUCCCCUCCCAUCGCUAUUCAUGUAGAAGAAGUGAAAGAGAUUGAAAUCUCCGAUUUGAUGGGCAUCCCUGAUGCGGGAAGAUACAUUCAUGACUUCGACGACCAUAUCGAGGAACUCAUGGAGAAACUCGACCCUCUUCCCCCUUUUCCAAGCCCCUCCCUACUCCAUUCCGUCGACCUUUCCCUCCUACAAACUGCGACUAUUCGGUUUGCUCUUCUGCCUGGAACACUUGUGGCAGAACAGCUCCUUGAAUUAAGGGGCGCGGUAAUCAACCUAAACGGAUGGAUGGUCCUUGACCCCCAUCAUCUCGCACUCGCACAUAAAAUAGUAGGAUUUCGAGGACGAUAUAUUCAACUCAGGUUGGAGAUCUUUCCCAAUGGGAAACCACGGCGAUUCCCUCUGGCAAGGGAAAUGUGGAUAGACGCCAAGAGCGUCAAAUUGGGAUGGAAAGAUCGGAUCCGCGUGGUUUUGGCCAAAUGUCGUGAACCGCAUUUCAACUUCGUCGCCAAAUAUUGA